Humulus lupulus (European hop) is the source of this 1424-nucleotide messenger RNA. RefSeq names its product deSI-like protein At4g17486. Bases 322 to 1017 code for a protein of 231 amino acids. The transcript is spliced from 3 exons. The record is from RefSeq and is a predicted model, not a curated record. Gene Ontology annotation, molecular function: deubiquitinase activity. Lineage: Eukaryota; Viridiplantae; Streptophyta; Magnoliopsida; Rosales; Cannabaceae. Gene Ontology annotation, biological process: protein deubiquitination.
UAACACUUUCGGCUGCCGGAAGAACCUGAUUUUAAGAUUCUCGUUCUUCCCAGCAAAAUAAAUUCAUUAAAAAAAAAACAAUUGUAUUAAAUAAAUUUAAAAAAAUUCUGUUUGUGGAAUUUUAGUUUAAGAGCUUUCUAAGUUGUAUUCCCUAUAUACCCUUUCCAAGCUCAUGAGACGAGAAUUUUGGGAAAUCACUUCUUUCUCUCUCGAUUUCAACAAUCUUUGGUGUUAGAAGUUUCUUUCCCUUUUUAAAUUUCUGGGUUUUCUGAUUUGGAAGAAGAGGCCUGAAAAAGGUGAGAUUGAAAGAAGAAAAAAAGUAUGCUUUGCCGGAUGGUUUUGGUACAGAGGAAGAAGAAUCCUGGGAAAGUUCCGGUGUACCUGAAUGUGUACGAUCUUACUCCCAUAAAUGGCUACGCGUACUGGCUUGGCCUUGGAGUCUAUCAUUCUGGUGUCCAAGUCCAUGAUGUUGAAUAUGCCUUCGGAGCCCAUGACCAUGCAACUACUGGAAUUUUCGAAGUGGAACCUAAGCUUUGUCCAGGUUUCACAUUCAGAAAAUCGAUUCUGAUUGGUAGAACAGAUCUUGGACCCAAAGAUGUCCGUACAUUAAUGGAGAAAUUAGCAGAAGAGUAUUCUGGGAAUACUUACCAUCUUAUCACCAAGAACUGCAACCACUUUUGUAACGAUGUGUGUAUCAGAUUGACUGGGAAGCCUAUCCCUCGUUGGGUCAACCGACUUGCUCGACUUGGCCUUUUCUGCAAUUGUGUUCUUCCUGCUGGUUUGAACGAAACGAAGGUUCGGCAAGUAAGAUCAGAUGGAGUUUGCGACAACCAGAAGAAGAAAAUGAGAAGCCAUUCAAGUAGGUUUCCCACAUCUACUCGCCCAUCAUCGUCGACUUCAUUGUCUACGCCUUCUUCUGGCUCUUCAUCCAGAAGCAGUAGACAAAAACGUUGUGUCCCACCAUCGUCUUCGUUGAUUCAUUCUUCUUCAACCUCAGCUUUGUCAUUGAAACUUUGAUAGCAGCUCCUAAAGCUCUACAAAUUUAUAUUUUGAAUUCAAAAGAUGGGACAAAAAAAAAUUAAGAAAUUAAAAAGAAGAUGAAAACAUGUACUUCUUGCCCCAUUUUGUUUCUGGGUUUUGCUAAUCUUUUUCUUUAAGGUUGUUAAGAAAGGCUGCUUAGAAAUCAUUGCAGCAUUUUCCUUCGCUGUAAAAUGCAUCACUUUUUUCUAUGGCGUAUGAGGAAUGUAUCAUAUUCUUAUUGCCAAACUAGUGUUUGUUCAAAUGUGUUUGGUGGUGCAGCUGCUUAAACAGGGAGAGAUUGAAUUGAGCAGUGAAGUCUCUGUUGUAUAUGUUUUGUACAUUAUAUAGUAAAUCGUGUGCACAGUACACUUCUAAUUUUUAUUUUAUUUUGGUUUUGAAAUUCA